Messenger RNA from Bufo bufo (common toad), 7499 nucleotides. It is a transcript of the gene RBM20, whose product is annotated as RNA binding motif protein 20. The transcript is spliced from 15 exons. Lineage: Eukaryota; Metazoa; Chordata; Amphibia; Anura; Bufonidae. Gene Ontology annotation, cellular component: nucleus. The coding region runs from base 46 to 3303 and encodes 1085 amino acids. The record is from RefSeq and is a predicted model, not a curated record. Gene Ontology annotation, molecular function: zinc ion binding; mRNA binding. Gene Ontology annotation, biological process: regulation of RNA splicing.
GUCAGCCGCCGCCGCCGUCGGGGGAUUCGCUGCUGCCGGUGCCGAAUGCUAUUGGCAGCCAUGAGUCAGGCCCGGGACCCCCGAGAGCAGGAGCAGCCCGGGGGGGCCAACCGCCCUCAGCUGGGACACAAUGUAUCCCAAUUUCUGGAGACGAAUCAUUUUCCUGUCAACGGCCCACUAGGCAGUGGAGCAGCAAACCCCCUCCUGCCGUCCCCCGCCAGUCUACAGCUCGCUCAGCUGCAGGCUCAGCUCACCCUGCAAAGGCUAAAAUUGGCGCACAGUGCAGUGACCAACAACACAGCUGCUACAGUCCUGAACCAAGUCCUCUCCAAGGUGGCUAUGUCACAGCCACUGUUUAAUCCACUGAGAAAUGCUGCCAUGAUGGGUGCACAUGUACCAGCUGGAAUGGCUUCUCUAGGCUCCACCAUUCACAAUGCCAGAUUUCCUUCACCCGGAUUGCCGUUCUCUGCUCAAAAUCCAGUUAUGCCACCAAAGCACUCGCAGAAUCCAAACCAAAACUCUAUGCAGCCUUUUGGAAAAGCCACGGGUGGAAACAGGCCUGAUGGAUUCCACCUUGGGCCUCAAGCAAUCACUUCUGAGAUGGAUCAGUCUUCUUAUCAUGGCUUCGCUUGUGGGUCAGAAGAGGCAUCGGAUGCUUGUUACCCUUCUAAACAUAAUAACCAAUCUGGAUUUAAAAAUCAGUAUUUUGAUAACCAUGGGCCGCAUCACUCCAUGAGCAAUAAAAAAGAUGUCAGUCAGGGGGGUCAAGCCUUGCCAUCAAACAACCAGUGGGAAUCUUCUCGCCAGUGGCCAUCACACAACCAGCAUUAUGAGGCCAGAAGUGACCUGUACAACCCAGAAGAGCCAACUCCUGAUUCCAAAUUUAGCCCCUCAAAUUCUCCAGCUUUCCACCGACAUAACAAUGGAAAAAUCAACACAUGUGUUUCGUCUCUGAAGAACCUAAAGCCACAUGAACUGAAUGACUUACAUGGUAUAACGCCUGUGCACCUACCACACACAUGUAUAGUGUGUGACAAAAAGAUCUUCACCAUAAAGGACUGGGACCUGCACAUUAAGGGCAGGAUGCAUAUUCAGAAUGUGAUGGGUUACUCUGAAAGCGCUGGUAUAAACUGUGCUCCGAGCUCUUCCGAUGGGGUAUUACCCGCUUCUCUAAAUCCAGACUUUCACAACAUGAAUAACGAAGGCUUUGCAUCGGACAUUGAUCAUCUCUAUGUCCCUGCUGCGCCAGCUGCCUCAUUCCUCCCGUCUGGAGCUCCCUUCUCUGGACCACCCAUUGGUGCAAAGUUCACACAGAGGAAAUCUUCAGCUGGCCGGGUGGUUCAUAUUUGCAAUCUCCCUGAAGGAAGCUGCAAUGAGACCGACGUCGUUAACCUUGGUCUGCCAUUUGGGAAGGUCACCAACUACAUUUUCAUGAAAUCAACAAAUCAGGCGUUUCUAGAAAUGGCAUUCACUGAGGCAGCCGAGGCGAUGGUCCAAUACUACAAGGAGAAGCCAGCAAUGAUGAAUGAUGAAAAAUUACUGAUCCGCAUGUCAAAGAGAUACAUAGAGCUGCAGCUGAAGAAGCCUGGUAAGACUGUAGAUGCCAUUAUCCAUGACAUACAUUCGCAGAGGGAAAGAGACUCGUUUCGUGAUACAGACAGAUAUCGAAAUGAAAGGCCUAGAUCACGCAGUCCUGUGAGCCGCUCCUUGUCCCCAAGGUCCUAUACGCCAAGCUUUACAUCAUGUAGUUCAACACAUAGUCCAUUAGGAGCAUCUAGAACAGAGUGGGGAAAUGGAAGGGAUUCCUGGGAACAACAAGGAUAUGGCAGGUGGGAGGAUGACCGAGAGCAAGGUUCAUGGAGGGAGUGUGGGGAAGAAAAGAGGGACAGGACAGACCACUGGGUACAUGAUCGGAGGCAAUACAACAGGCAUACUGACAAGCAGGAGCUCGAUGAGCGAACUGACUCAUCCAGAGGACACAGGGACAAAUAUAGCAAUUCUCACUCAUCAUCAAGAUACAAAAGCAGAGAAGGGGAACACUACAGAAAGGAAUCCAAGCUGAAAUCCGAGGCAAAAACCUCAGAUACAUCUGGGAAAAUGAGAAGGAAAGACGAGGGCAGAUCACGAGAUGACAAAGAUAGUCACGCAGGAGAUGCAAUCAAGAAGGACCUGUCUGAGUCAAAGCCAAUUAAAGAGACUGAAGGCAGCACGCAGCAAAAUGUGGAUGUAAAAGAUAAAAUACAUGAAACCAGUGAGAAGGAGAAUAAAGACAGUGAACGGAAUGACACAAAAGAAAAAGGAAUGAACCAGAAUCAUGCAUUGGACAAAGCUGAAGAUGGGCGGAAAGAACCACAUACCACGCCACCAGCUAAGAAUGAAGCACAGGACUCGGACAGUGGAAGUGACCUAGAAGGUGACAGCUGGUACCCAACUAACAUGGAGGAACUUGUGACAGUAGAUGAAGUGGGCGAGGAUGAUCUAAUUGUGGAGCCAGACAUUACAGAGCUUGAAGAAAUUGUUCCUGUUGUCCCUAAGGAAAGCGAGAAUUGUAUUCAGAUGUGUGCACUUGAUAUUGACACUGUGACUUUACAAUGUCGGUUUAGUGAAAGAACCAGGAGUGAGAGCUCCUCUGGAGCAACGAGCUGCACAUCUCUUAGAGGAAGUGCAAGUCCUGACAGUAGCUGCUGUGAGACGGUUGCAGAUGUGCCUGAUGUAAAUGUGAAUCCUAAGGAUAAGUGUGAUCAACUGGAGGAGAAUUACAAAAGUCCUAACAGGGUCCACGGACACGAACCUGCACCAGAAUGUAUAGGUGACAUUACAGAUUCUGGAACACCUAUACAUAUAGAUAAGGGCAGUCCAGAACUGGAUAAGAGACCAGACUCUCCUGCAGACAGCAGUGUGACAAUGAUGGAUGUGCACAACCAAGAGCAAAGGCGAAAUAAAAGAGAAAGAGAGCACUCCAUUUCCGAAGGGAAGUCUCCUGAAGGUUCAGAAUUAGAAACAAAAGAAAUGUACUCUUCGCCUUCCUGGGAGCAGGAUGAUGUCUUUACCGAGCUGAAUAUCCCUCUAGGUGUUGAAUUUAUAGUUCCUAGAACUGGAUUCUACUGCAAACUAUGUGGUCUGUUCUACACCAGUGAAGAAUCAGCGAAAACAUCUCACUGUAGGAGCCGAGUACACUACAAAAACCUGCAGUGUUAUUUAUCAAGGUUGGCAAAAGAUGGUCCAGAUAUGAAUGACAGAGAGAAAACUGUUUCGCUUGAGGAUGUUGGGAUCGUUCCUCAGUUUCAGAGAAGCAAACCCUGAGGAGCUAGCCUACCGACUACUUGUUAUGGCCUGUACACGAAAGAGCAAUUCGGGUCGUAUGAACUGUGAAAUAAUCCAGAAAGUAAAAGGAACGAUGCGUACAAGGGAUAUGCAUGUCAGCUUGUUAAAGUGUCCUUAAACAUUGAGGAGAACAAGACCAAGCUAUACGCCCGACAUGCCGACUAUGAAGCAUCAGUUACAUUCAAUGUUCAACAGAUUUCACCGACAUUUCUUCAGGAAGAUGAUGACUGUACACGAUGAGAUAUGCAGUAAGGAAGGUUAUCAUUUGUAUGCACUCAGAAUAGUAAAGCCACAGACUAUGUUUCCUUGCCUUAUUUGUAAUUUAUUCAAAAAACUGCAAAAUGUAAUUUAAGAAAUACAAGUUGCCUCAAGAAAAGAUAAAUUAUUAAUCUUCCAUUGUCAGGGCAAAAGUUUGGAAUCUAUAUGGGGAAUAGUGUAGGUGAAGCUUUAGUCUGUAAAAUGGGCGAUUUAAAUUGUCGUUACAAGUCUUGCAUGAAUUGGCUUCCAUAUGCAGAAUUGAGCCCCUCUGUGCCUUUGUAAAUGCAUAUUUUACCAUAGAGGAUAUUUUAUAAGAUUCUGAUUUUCUCAGGGAUUUAUUUUUCUUACAGAAUUUUAACUCAUCCAGACUUUAAUGUAUUAUAAUGACCAGUACCUCAGAGUGAAAAUGCAUGAGAAUUGAUGUCAAAUGAAUUCAGGUGUUUCGAUGUGAUUAUGUCUCUAUUAUAAAGGAAGCGAUGCUACUACUGGAAACAUCGCGCUCACUUCACUAUCAGCUUCUCAGUAUUCUGACAGAACAGCAAUGCACUGGUUUACUGCUGUCACUAGUUUUAAUAAAAAUUACAAAUUCUAAAAUGUCACAGUAUAAUUAUAAAUGUAAACAGCUCAGUGUCCUACAGCAGAAAUCAUCACGUUAAUGUACCCUGGCCCUAAUAUACAGUAAAAAGCUUUUUAUAUACAUGGUAAAGCCUAAAUAAAUGUUUGAUCCCAGUGGUAGGUGGGGAGCCAUGUUACAGUUUUUGCCUUGGGGCCCAGGAUCCUCAGCGUUCAUCUCUGGUCGUACAUUACUGUGGGUUAUGUCCAUACUAUGUAAAUAACUAGAAGGUAAGAGGAUCAUCGGGAUGUGAUUUAAAUAUAUUUAUAUUUUUGUGCCUUGUCUCUGCAAAAAUUCCUGAUGAAAUCUUAUCGUUUUUGCAUUGGCUACUAGAUGUAUAAAUGACUGCCCCAUUUGCCAUAUUAUCACUGGACAGGGGAUGCCUUGGUAGCUAUGAACGGUAGGGCUUUUAUACUGCCUGUGCCAAGAUAAGCAGCAUUCACACUGAAGUAAAAGGGAAGAUAGCUGACACAGAGAAGAGUGAGGGACAGGGUUAUGUUGAGAGGGCUCAUCACCAGUUACCGAGUCCAUUAUAGUGUUAUUCCCAUCUCAACAAUUCAUGGCUGAGUUUGGAAUACCCGUCACAUGCAGCAGCCGGAGAUGGCGAGGAUUAGAGACCGGCCAAGCUCUUUGUGCUACACUGUUUGUGUAGCUCCCAUUCACUUCCAUAAAGAAACAGCAAAGGACAUAACAACCAGCUGUUUCUGCAAACAUGGCCGCUUCUGAUUACUGUAUAUGACGAGUAUUUUCUAAUGACUGCCAUCCUGGAACCGCAGAGAUAGCAGCCCUGGAUGGCCAAAAUAUUACAUGCCAGUCAUACAAAUAACUUACCCUACUUAUAGAGGAGAAGGUGCCCAGGCAAAUCCAUGCACUAGUAAUGUUCUCUAUUAAAUAAUAAUACAUGAUACAUAUAUAUACACAUCAGAGCAAAUGCCAUUAUUCAGCCACACUUUUGCCGGCUACCUACCUACUUGUACUUGGCCUUUAGUAACAGAAAUGUGUUAAUACAUACUUGCUGAAGACUAUCUCACAGAAAAAGAAAACAUCUGUGUUUCGAGGACAGUUCACACACCUCCUGGAAAACUUUUUAUGUACUAUUUUACUAUGACAUGCAGAUAAACUAAGCAAAUGACAUAGAGGGAAUGAAUGGCCGGUAUAAACUACGGCUGUGGUCUGGAAUGUUUUCUGUUUGCAAACCAAUGAUGAGCUCCUUGACACUUCACACGAAGCACAGACCUUCUACAGUAUUUAUACAGUCUAUUAUGAAUGUGUGUGGAGAUCAGGCCACUUCACAUUAACCCAGCGUUCUCUGACCAUUUACUAGAAACCUGCUGUAUGAGUUUUAUUUAAUAAAAGUAUUUAAUUCCUAAGGACAAUCCUUAGCAUUCCUUCCCCGAAAUAAAGUCCACCUCACGUCUGAAAUGUGCAUGCUAGCCGACACGGGACAUGGUGAAAGGUGUUCGGUUAAGUUCACUGGUCAAUAUGUAUAUAAUAUGAUGCAAUUUUAACACGCAUUUUAACUUUGCUACCCUAUUUAUAAUGUGAAUUUUAACUUUUUACUACUUAAAAAAAAAAACUGGUUCACCAGCAAUCUGUCUGAAACGCAAAAUACAAAGAAUAUUUAUAUAAAUGUUAUAUUUGUGUGUUUAUGUAAUUUACAGCUCAGAGUGACUUCAGGUGGGUUACAAGUAGACCAGCACUGGGAAUUAGAAGUGGUGUACAGUAGGUUACUGCCGAGCUGUUAACAUGAUGGGGUGUACCUAAAGGGUUAAUGACACUUAUGAUCUAUAAUAAGGAUAGGUCAUCAAUAUCAGAUCGGUGGGGAUCUGACACCUGGCACCCCCGCCGAUCAGAUGUCCUCUGUAGCUUCUGGCACUUUGGAUGGAGCUAGAAGCACAACUUCAUUUAUAGGGUAGCGGCCGUGCUGGGCUAUGGAGGCCGAGCUGCAGUAUUAACUGAAUGGGGUUAUCUAAUCAUAUCCCCUGUUACAGAAUUAUGAGUAAAUAGAGGUGGUCCUGGGUUCAGGCUCCUCAUUUCUUGGGUGGACGGUGGUUACACAGUCUCUUUAUCUAGAGGGCCUGUUCAGUCCUGCAUUUCACAGACAACCCACUGAAUUGAAUGGGCUUUGUGUAUUGCUAUUUUCUCCUGUGGUGGCACUACAGGAAAUUUUUAUAUUUUUUAUAACAUUUCAUCCUAUUUCCCAAAAUAAUACAGAAAAGUACAAACCAAUAGCUACCAAGCAGAGUUUUACAACAAACAUCCCUGGGAAGAGGGGUCUGGGCUCCAGAGGGAGGCAAGGAAUCUUUAAUAAUUCGGACAAUUAAGGUAUAUCGGAAAGGCCCGUAAAAUCAUCAUCUAUACUGAACAGACAAUAUGACACUUCAGGAUCACUGUGUGAUCUGCUUAAUCUGCUUAAAGCAAGGAUUAUCCAAAGUGGAGACCCCUGGUUCAGACAUAUAAAUUUAGAUUUUAAAUAGAUUUAAAAAAAAAACUUGUUUGGAACAUGUUUGUAUCAGAAUACAAUGUUUAACCAACUUGUGCGCUGAGGAGACCCAGUAGGUUGAAUGCGCCUGACAGUUAUUAAACUUUGGCCAGUCUUACAAAUUCUGCAAAUGUCUACUCUAGUAGCAACUGGUUACCAUUCAGUGUCUCUGCUUUCUGUGAGUGAAUAGAAUCAUUCCCGUUUGCAUCCAGUGGCUGAAACAGGCCCCUACAGAAGUACUCCCAGAUGCCAUAAUGUCUCCAGUCAAGGCAGUCCUGUCAGCUGGACAAGGCACCAAUCUCUCCCUGAGCCCACAGAUUUCCGCACUGGCGUAAAUAAAAAGUUGCAAACCCUGUGUUUGUAAACUUUUUAAACGCAAUUAAGGCUAAAUCAACACGCAAGUGGCGUUUCUACGUCGUCCUGGACGCUUUCUGAAAAGCAGGAGAGGCGCGGGGAGGGAAGGCUUUUACGCUAGUUUUCUGCUGAGAUCUACGUCCGCUCUGAGCUUCUGCAGAUUUCAGUCUAGGCGCACGGACUGCCAGAGGAGGCGUCUAAUAUAUGACGAGGGCUGCGCCUCACUAUAAGUUUAGCAAAUCCUCUGGCAGCGUAGGGGAUAUCAUAGACUGCUGUAAAACGCUGGUCAAUGAUAAACUCCCCCCACUGUGUAAGUAUUUAGUAGUUUUGAGUUAUUAGCCUGCAGGCCACACUGGGUGAUUUUCCAUUUUUGCGGUUUUGUUUUUUCUCCCCGCCUUCCCAAAGUCACAACUUUUUUAUUUUUCCCUUCACAUAGCCGUAUGAGGGCUUGUUGUUUUGCGGGGUAAG